AUGGCCUCCACCCUGUCCGUCUGCUCCAGCGACCUGAGUUACGACAGCCGGGUCUGCCUGCCCGGGUCUUAUGACUCCUGCACCGAGUCCUCCUGGCAGGGGGAGGACUGUCCAGAGAGCUGCUGCGAGCCCCCCAGCUGCGCCCCCAGCUCCUGCUGCGCCCGCUGCUGCGCCCCCAGCUGCUACCUGAUGUGCACCCCAGCCAGCUGCGGGUCCGGCCCCUGCCAGCCGGCCUGCGACAGCUCCUGCUGCGCCCCCAGCUGCGCCCCCAGCUGCGCCCCCAGCUGCUGCCUGAGCUCCCCCUGCCAGCAGGCCUGCUGCAUGCCCAUGUGCUGCAAGCCUGCCUGCUGCACACCCGUCUGCUGCAAGCCCGUCAGCUGCACACCUGCCUGCUGCACACCUGCCUGCUGCAAGCCCAUGUGCUGCACACCUGUCUGCUGCAAGCCUGUCAGCUGCACACCUGUCUGCUGCAAGCCCGUGUGCUGCACACCUGUCUGCUGCAAGCCUGUCAGCUGCACACCUGUCUGCUGCAAGCCCGUGUGCUGCACACCUGUCUGCUGCAAGCCCGUCAGCUGCACACCUGCCUGCUGCAAGCCCGUGUGCUGCACACCCGUCUGCUGCUCGGCCUCCCCCUGCCCCUGCCCCCCGCCCUGCGCCAAGCCCUCCUCCUGCGUGUCCCUCAUCUGCCGCCCCGUGUGCAGACCCGCCUGCUGCGCCCCCUCCUGCCAGCCCAGCUGCGGCCGCGGGGCGUCCUCCGUGUCCCUGCUCUGCCGGCCCGCCUGCCCGCGCCCCGCCUGCUGCUGA
This is a messenger RNA of Condylura cristata (star-nosed mole), 804 nucleotides long. RefSeq names its product keratin-associated protein 10-8-like. Gene Ontology annotation, cellular component: keratin filament. NCBI's taxonomy places the organism in Eukaryota, Metazoa, Chordata, Mammalia, Eulipotyphla, Talpidae. The record is from RefSeq and is a predicted model, not a curated record. Bases 1 to 804 code for a protein of 267 amino acids. The transcript has 2 exons.